Messenger RNA from Carassius auratus (goldfish), 753 nucleotides. Its product is annotated as histone H2A-like. Gene Ontology annotation, cellular component: nucleosome. The coding region runs from base 54 to 440 and encodes 128 amino acids. The record is from RefSeq and is a predicted model, not a curated record. The transcript has a single exon. Lineage: Eukaryota; Metazoa; Chordata; Actinopteri; Cypriniformes; Cyprinidae. Gene Ontology annotation, molecular function: structural constituent of chromatin; protein heterodimerization activity; DNA binding.
GGUCGUGUUAUCAUUAUCUGCAUUUCUAACGUAGAAAUAUCGUACUCCUAACAAUGAGCGGAAGAGGCAAAACUGGCGGCAAAGCGAGAGCGAAGGCCAAGACUCGCUCCUCCAGAGCAGGGCUGCAGUUUCCCGUUGGUCGUGUUCACAGACUUCUCCGUAAAGGGAACUACGCCGAGCGCGUCGGUGCCGGAGCUCCCGUCUAUCUGGCUGCUGUGCUCGAGUAUCUGACCGCUGAGAUCCUGGAGUUGGCUGGAAACGCCGCGAGAGACAACAAGAAGACCCGCAUCAUUCCCCGUCACCUGCAGCUGGCGGUGCGUAAUGACGAGGAGCUCAACAAACUCCUGGGCCGAGUGACCAUCGCUCAGGGCGGAGUGCUGCCCAACAUCCAGGCCGUGCUGCUGCCCAAGAAGACCGAGAAACCCGCCAAAGCCAAGUAGACCCAUUCAACUCGGUUUUUCAAACAAAAAGGCUCUUUUAAGAGCCACACAUUUCAUCUCCGAGAGAGCACUUUUCUGGUUGUACAAUUUGUUCGUAAAUGACAAAUGUAUGCAACCAAAAAAUAAGUCACAUUUAUUAUAACCGUAUACGAACUUACAACAACUUAAACAAAAAAAAAAGUUUUUAAUAACCACUAUUCACAAACCGUAUAGCCACUCAAUGGCGAAUUAUAAUGGUAUUAUCUGUCUGAGGGUAAGCAAAAACAAUUUUGCUCUUAUUACGAAUAAACACGCACGCACAGAAAGAUAGAAA